Messenger RNA from Gossypium raimondii (Peruvian cotton), 1102 nucleotides. Its product is annotated as VQ motif-containing protein 4. Lineage: Eukaryota; Viridiplantae; Streptophyta; Magnoliopsida; Malvales; Malvaceae. The record is from RefSeq and is a predicted model, not a curated record. The transcript has a single exon. Bases 159 to 899 code for a protein of 246 amino acids.
UCCCCACCAAAACAUUUCUUACCAAACUAAAAUCCAAGUACCAAAAACUCUUCCUCUUCGCAUCUAAUCUCCUCACUCAGUCUCUCCUCUUUUUCUUCUCCCUUUCUCUUCUUCUUCUUCUUCUGGUCCUAAAAUUCAAACGCCUCCAAAAAAUCAAAAUGGAAACCUCGCCGAGGCACACCACGAAUCCCAAUAUCCUUGCAUCUCCGAAAAGUCUCAGUCCCAACAGCAGCACCAGCAGCACAAGCAGCGGCAGCAACACGAACCCGCCACCGCCAACUCCACCGCCUCAACAGCCCAAACCAAUCACCAGAUCUGAAUCCGCCAACCCCUACCCGACGACCUUCGUCCAAGCCGACACUUCUUCUUUCAAGCAAGUCGUCCAGAUGCUCACCGGAUCCUCCGAGACCGCCAAGCUCGCUUCUUCCACCAAACCCACUCCCUCCCCUCUCUCCGACUCAAACCCCAAAACCCAUAUCCCUCCGAUCAAAUCCAUCCCCAAAAACAAGCAGAAUUCUGGGUUUAGGCUUUACGAGCGAAGGAGCUCCCUCAAGAAUCUCAAAAUCAACCCCUUGAACCCGGCUUUUGGCUCCAACAAUUCCGGGUUUUCGCCUCGUAAACCCGAAAUACUCUCCCCUAGCAUUCUCGACUUCCCUUCUCUGGCUCUUAGCCCGGUCACUCCUUUGAUACCCGACCCCUUUGACCGUUCUGGAUCCGGCAAUUAUACGAAUUGUAUAAAUAAUAAUGCGAAUCUAGACAAGGAAGCUGAAGAGAAGGCAAUUAAAGAGAAGGGUUUUUAUUUGCAUCCAUCACCGGCAUCUACGCCGCGAGAUUCGGAGCCUAGGCUUCUCCCUCUUUUUCCAGUUACUUCACCUCGAGUUUCAGGUUCUACUUCUUGAACCAAAAAUAAAAUGACUUUCUUUUUAGUUUUCGCUUCUUCUUUUUUUCUGACGCUUGUUAUUGUAAGAUUUUUACAUAUUAUUGUUGGGGCUAUGGGGAUUGGGAAUGGGAAAAAGAAUGGGUGGAAACGAGACACGAUUUGUAAUGUUGGUUGUUUCAUAUUUCAAGAGGAAUGAAGAUAAAAACAAAGCUUUGCUUCAAA